This is a messenger RNA of Chrysochloris asiatica (Cape golden mole), 715 nucleotides long. RefSeq names its product protein phosphatase 1, regulatory (inhibitor) subunit 11 (gene PPP1R11). Gene Ontology annotation, cellular component: nucleus. The transcript has 3 exons. The record is from RefSeq and is a predicted model, not a curated record. NCBI's taxonomy places the organism in Eukaryota, Metazoa, Chordata, Mammalia, Afrosoricida, Chrysochloridae. Bases 273 to 653 code for a protein of 126 amino acids. Gene Ontology annotation, molecular function: protein phosphatase 1 binding; protein serine/threonine phosphatase inhibitor activity.
GCAUUUGGCGAGGGGAAGGGAAAAGGGGGGGCGCCUACAGAAGUCGUCAUACCCGGAAGCCGGUAGCCGGAAGUGGAGUUGGGCUGAUGAUACCUUAGGGUGGGGAAGCGGAGGCCCAGGAGGAGGGGGAUUAAAAAAAAAAAAAAAGAAGGCGGAGGACCCAGGCUACUACUCUGAAUCUGAUACCCAUUCGCACAGAUCUCAGAAACACAGAAAAAGGAAAGAGUGUCUUGUCCCUGUGCCUCCCGUCCAUCCUGCCCUCAGCCGUAGCCAUGGCCGAGGCAGGGACCGGGCUGAGUGAGACCGUCACUGAGACAACGGUUACCGUGACAACCGAGCCCGAGAACCGGAGUCUAACCAUCAAACUUCGAAAACGGAAGCCAGAGAAAAAGGUGGAAUGGACAAGUGACACUGUGGACAAUGAGCACAUGGGGCGCCGCUCAUCAAAAUGCUGCUGUAUUUAUGAGAAGCCUCGGGCCUUUGGCGAGAGCUCCACGGAGAGUGAUGAGGAAGACGAGGAGGGCUGUGGUCAUACACACUGUGUCCGGGGCCAUCGCAAAGGACGGCGUCGUCCAUCCCAGGAACCGACCCCCACCACCCCUCCCCAGCCUCCUGACCCCUGCCAGUCUCCUCCAGGGCCAAUGCAGCACUAAAUGUCCUCUCUCCCUCACCAUUCUUGUGUCUGUCUGGCCUUGAAUGUAUCAUGUGGCUACUU